Hypanus sabinus (Atlantic stingray) is the source of this 1079-nucleotide messenger RNA. Its product is annotated as cytochrome c oxidase assembly protein COX20, mitochondrial. Bases 153 to 503 code for a protein of 116 amino acids. The transcript has 4 exons. The record is from RefSeq and is a predicted model, not a curated record. Lineage: Eukaryota; Metazoa; Chordata; Chondrichthyes; Myliobatiformes; Dasyatidae. Gene Ontology annotation, biological process: mitochondrial respiratory chain complex IV assembly. Gene Ontology annotation, molecular function: nucleic acid binding. Gene Ontology annotation, cellular component: mitochondrion; mitochondrial inner membrane.
CUUCCGCGCAUGGCGUCAGACAGCCGGCGUCCGGAGCUAUCGACGCGGUCGCGGCCGGAUAGUGUUCGCUUGAUCACCGACAUCGAGCGCCGAAUAAGGUGGCGAGAGAGGUUUGCAUUUCGGACAGGGGAGCGAGGACAGCGAACGACGCCAUGUCGAGCGAGGGUGAGGCGGAGAAACCCAAGUCAUUUAAGCUCCUGGGUAUCCUGGAUGUGCAGAACAUUCCUUGCGCCCGAGAUUCUGUGCUGUAUGGCUCAGCUGGUGCAGUCAUCGCUGGAUUUGGCCACUUCCUAGCAACGAGCAGAAUAAAGAGAUCUUUUGACUUUGGUGUGGGGAGUUUCCUAGUUACAACUUUGGGAACUUGGGUGUUCUGCAGAUACCAGAAUGCAAAGCUGAGGAUCCAGAAUCGAAUGGUGCAAGAGGGUAUGAAAAACAAAGUCACAUAUGAAGGAACCAACAUGGAUCCAACAAGGAAAGCAGAUGGAAGCAGUGGAGACAACUAAACAGACAAUGCUUAGACUACUGUACCUGAGGGUUAAAUCAUUUACAGCCAGGAAGCUUACUUGUAAAUGAUUUCAUUUCAUACCUUGGUAGUUCCAGUGGCCGAUGACAAUGAAAUAUUCUCCAGUGUACAAGAGGCUCCCCGUGCAAGGAGCAUAUUGGUGACAAUAUCCAUCUGUACAUCUGUUGCAAGGAAUUGGACUUCUACUUUAUUUUGAUAAGGAGCAACUUCCAGGAUUAGAAACAGAAGAUGUUUGUAACACUUAAGAGGCCUAGAAUCAUUUGUGGAGAGUGAAAACAAAGGGACGAAUGACUUGCAAUAUUUCUUCCUCCACAUGCUGACUGGCCUGCUGAGCAUUCAGUGUUUUCCAAAUUUUCAGCUGUUUACAGUUACGCUUUAUGCUUCCAGUAUGAAGUGAUGCUCGCAAUUUAGAUGCACAGAUUUUCUUCUUGACCCUUCAUUAAAACUGCUGUAAUAUUGUUCACAUCUUGGACUUGCUUCUAUGUGCAAAAACACUGGAAUCCAAAAUCAUUGUUAGUUAUAAGGGACUGACUUAAAUUAAAGUUUUCAAAUAUGG